CGACGUGAGCGCACCCCCGCGUCGUGACGUCACGGGGGCUGAAUCGAUAGCACAGCAUCGGAAGGACGGCAGACGGUUGGCCGCCUCAGUACGAGGUGGCCUCCGCGACUGUACGGGACAUACGUCGGCGGGGCGACGGCCGCAAAACCACGGUCGUAACUACGAUCGCGAAGGGGACGCUCGCCCCCUCCGGGUGACUCUGCGCUUCUUUAAGUCCGACCGUCUCUGCAUAAAGUGGUGAUGAAGUAGUCGCGAGGACCAGCUCGCUCCGCCAAGUCUUUCGACACGGUUCGCUCUUUCACAGGUGAAGGACCGGUAGCGCGAGCAAGGAGUGUGGUAAAAAAACGAAUAGGGAAGAAGCAGUGAGUUGGGUGAAAAUCGAUGGCCAUCAGCGCCCAUGGGCGGCCUCGCGUUUAGAACAAGGAAUAGCCCCUCCCAGAAGACCUCGCUCCGGUGGGGUGACUGCUGCCCCCCAAGUCCCAAGCCAGCGUCGUUGUCGGCCGUCCGGAAGAGCCGUCAUCAGGACAUGCCGCCGGUGUGAGGCUGUCCCCCGCUGUUGCGUGAUUGUACCUCGCGGGGAUCUCAGAGGUAUCCGGGGGAUCCUAAAGCGGCGGAUUUGCCGGACCUACGUCAACUCGCACCGGUGGACCCCUAUUCCCCGAAGAUGAUCAACAUCGCAGGAGUGGUCUCGAUCGUUCUGUUCUACCUGCUGAUCUUGGGCGUGGGAAUAUGGGCGGCCAGGAAGAAGGAGGCUGGCAACGACUCCGAGGAGGAGGUGAUGCUGGCCGGCCGCUCGAUCGGGCUCUUUGUCGGAAUAUUCACGAUGACGGCGACCUGGGUCGGCGGCGGUUACAUCAACGGCACCGCCGAAGCGAUCUACACGAAAGGCCUGGUAUGGUGCCAGGCACCCUUCGGAUACGCCCUCAGCCUCGUUUUCGGUGGUAUUUUCUUCGCGAACAAAAUGCGACAGCAGGGGUACGUGACAAUGUUGGAUCCGCUUCAAGACGCGUUCGGCGAGCGGAUGGGCGGCCUCCUCUUUCUGCCCGCUCUUUGCGGCGAGGUGUUUUGGGCGGCGGGCAUCCUCGCGGCCCUCGGCGCCACGCUGGCGGUCAUCAUCGACAUGGAUCAGGGCACCUCCGUCAUUCUGAGCGCCUGCAUCGCGGUUUUCUACACCCUCUUCGGCGGUCUCUAUUCCGUCGCUUACACCGACGUCAUUCAGCUCUUUUGCAUAUUUAUCGGUCUGUGGAUGUGUAUUCCGUUCGCUUGGACCAAUUCGAAGGUACAAUCUCUUAGUUCCAUGGACGUUGAUUGGAUCGGCAAAGUGAUGCCCGAAGAAUAUUGGUCUUACGUGGAUUAUGGUUUACUUUUGAUAUUCGGCGGCAUACCUUGGCAAGUGUACUUUCAACGCGUUCUCUCCUCGAAAACCGCGGCUAGAGCUCAAAUAUUGAGUUACGUUGCCGCUUUGGGUUGCAUCCUCAUGGCCAUCCCUCCCGUCCUGAUCGGAGCGAUUGCCAAAGCAACGCCCUGGAAUGAGACAGGAUACACCGGCGUUUAUCCUUUCACGGAAGCGGAGACUAGCAUGAUCCUGCCGCUGGUCCUGCAGUACUUGACACCAGAUUUUGUUUCCUUUUUCGGGUUGGGUGCGGUAUCGGCGGCAGUGAUGUCUUCUGCGGAUAGCAGCAUCCUCUCUGCCAGUUCGAUGUUCGCUAGAAACGUUUACAAAUUGAUCUUCCGUCAGCGGGCGUCGGAGAUGGAAAUCAUCUGGGUGAUGCGAGCAGGGAUCGGCGUGGUCGGCGUGCUAAGCACCGUGAUGGCCCUCACGAUACCGUCGAUUUACGGCCUCUGGUCAAUGUGCUCAGAUCUGGUCUAUGUGAUCCUGUUUCCGCAGCUGCUGAUGGUGGUGCACUUCAAGGACUACUGCAACACCUACGGCAGUCUGUCGGCGUACAUAAUCGCCUUUUUGGUGCGCAUCAGCGGCGGCGAGCCGAUGAUGGGCCUGCCCGCGUUGAUCCGCUACCCGGGCUACGACGAGAAGUCAGCCACGCAGAGGUUCCCGUUCAGAACAAUGGCGAUGCUGAUGUCGCUCGUGACUCUCGUUGGCGUGUCAUGCGGUACACAGUUUGCCUUCCUGACCGGUCGGCUGGCGCCGGGCUACGACGUCUUCAGAUGCGUGGUCAAUAUCCCGGAGGACGUUGAGCGGGUUGGCCCGGACCCUGCCGAAGGGGAGCAAAUGGCGGUCCUAGCUGCGGGCGUUGGCAAGCUUUAUGGCAGCAAGGACGAAUCGAACGGCCGAGUGAAUCCUGCGCUCGAGCCGGACUACGACAUGGAGCCGGGAUGUACGAUGAUCGGAGCAGCGGAUGGUGUUGUCGCUGGCGGAGGAGUGGGUGGAGGCGGCGGCGGCGGCGGCGCCGGAGGACAUCUGGUACCCGGCGCACCUCGACAACCACAAUCCAGCACCGCGUUCUAACUCCUGGUUCCGUGAUCGGAUGCUGUGACCAACAAUAAGUGCGGCGGUGCGGACUUCUGUAUUUCGUUCUAUCCUCUCUUUUACCUCCGACAUAUUCCUCCUCCUCCCGAGCCUUACUCUCUCUUUCUUCGUUUGACGAUCGGACUUUUUUGUUCGAGACGGCAGUGUAUGCUUCUGACGAUGGGCGGCUCGGAUAUCUAUGUAGUGUUUGUGACAAUUCUCACAGAGUUUUUCUGCGAGAAAUCUCUUUUCUUUUAUCGGAAAGAGUUGAUACAGAUUCUGAUGAUGACUCUUUCUCCGUUAAAACCCGUUUUCGACAACAACCGACACUUAGCAACUUUCGGAGCUAGCGGUAGCUAGCGGCAAUUUAAAUCGUCCACCCUUGAGAUCGUUUUAAUCGAUGUUUUAAUCGUUCCUAACAUUCCCGAACGUCAAAAACUCUCCGUUCCGUUUUUCCUAUCUUCACCCGCCCCCUGCAAGCACGGAGCUCCGAGACGAGCCAAUGCGGUAGCCUGCGGUAAGUCCGACAGAAAGUUUCUUUCGUACUUUUGUGCGCGUGUGUGUCUAUGAUUGCGUCUAUGUGUGCCUGUUGUCUGCAUGUGUAUGCGCACGCUACUGGUGCCCGUGUAACGACCUGUACCUGCCCGCGUCUGCUCGCGUUUCCGUCGAACGAGUAAAAGUGGGAUAAAAUAGAUUGAGAAAGAAAUCGGGAAAGUAUGUGCGAAGCGGGCGACAAGGGGAUAAGCGUAGCGUUUCCAAACUGGAAGUCGGAGCUUCGGACAUACUCGGGCCGGGCAUCCCUACACCGCACCGCCGACUAGGCCUAGUGAUUUCCUUGUUUUCUUUUUGAAGAAGUAUAUAUAUAUAUUAUAUAUAUAUAUAUAUAUACACAUAUAGGCAUAUAUAUAUACAAAAAGAUAUUAUAUAUUUAGAGUUUAUCACAAAGCUGCUUGAAAGAGUUUCAAAGUACGAGCGAUCUGUCUGACCCGGCACAGAAAAAGACAAAAAACAAGUAAGAGAGAGAGAGAGAGAGAGAGAGAGAGAGAAAGUUUCCGCCGAAACUCAAUCGACUAACGUUCAGCUUUUUCGUUAGAAAUCAAUUAGAGAGAGGCCAACGUAUUAAUAAUGUUUAUAUAGAAUUAUAUAUGCGAAGUCAUAGGUGCAUCGGAUAUAUUUCACCUCGAUUUUGCAUACAUCAAGAGCUGGAUGAAAGAGAGUGUCGUUUAAAGUAAUCGUCCAAAGUAAAAUCAAUUGAAAUUUUCAAUUUUUCUAGAUGAUGCAAACGACUCAUCCUUGUUUGUGUCGGAAAGUCUUUAAUAGAAUUGAAAGUUGAAGCUUAGCUGUUGAUGAUUUAGAAGAGUUUUAAUAUAAAUGAUGGCGAGAAAAGGUAAGCUAAUAUGAAACACGUUUGUAAGAACAAUAAAAAUAGAAACAUGGGAGAGAAAAAAGCGCGCUGUGAGAAUUAUUCUGGGAAAAACGUUAUAAGAAAUUAUUAGUAUUGAUGUUGAGAGUAAAAAAUCUUUUGAUCAAGAUUAUUAAUAUUUUAAUAUUUUUCGACGAUUCUCUUGAAUAUUUUUCACUGGACAUUCAGUGAUAUCUUUGAUAUUGAAAUACCGACCGAUGAAUGUCGAUCGCACACACUCGGACGUUCCUUUUCGAGGUCUACUAGGAGAAAAAUUUUAUCCACCCGGUAUGCCAUCCUUCCAUCGCGCCCCUCGCUGUAAUUAGUUUCCGCUAUAAUUAGUUAUCGUACAUCGUAAUGUCCGUGUCGAUGUUAGGAGAAGAAGUAAAACCAAGCUUUUGUACUUGCGAUCGAUCGUUCUUCCCUCGCUUCGCUCAAUUGAACGUACAACUAUACACACGCGUCAUACAAAAACAUACACGCAUAUACAAAUAAUGAAUAUACGAGCGUACAAAUGCACGUGUAUAGUUAGAUGGGCGUCGUUAGAACACCGGAUGGCACCGGAGGAUGAUCUAGUAUGGCCGCUCGUCGUACAAAUUUGGUUUCUUCAUGACUCAGGUGUGACCUCGUAAUAGCGAAUCUGCGAAACUAAGUAAUGCGUGACCAAUCUAAUCGCUCAUCCGUUGCUGAUGGUAUUAUAUCAUGAGAUUCCUUUCGUUUCGAAAUUGUAAAGAUGUUUAUAUUUUUACGGUUUACGAUAAAAAGUGGUAUAAAGGGAAAAAAUAAAAACACGAUGUUCCUGAUUCAUCGCAUGCCUCGUCAAUGAAUGGUACGUAAAUGACAGUAUUGUCAUUUAUUCGAGCAUCGAACGUGAGUCGCGGAAUCGCAUCGGACAGAUCGCUCGUAGACCUAAAUCCGUUGUGUUUAUUAUAUAGUAUAUAAUAAAAAUGUACGAUAUAAUCAGUUGAUGCAGCAAAAGCGAGUAAAAUGACGAAGGAUGUGAGGGAAACUCGAAGAAAAAGACAGAUUUGAACCAUACACACACACACACACACACACACACACAAUCUCUCUCUCUCUCUCUCUCUCUCUUUAUAAAUACACGAAAAGACUAAAUCCAUAGAUGUUAAUAUCGCAGAUACGAGUUAUCAUUGUUAAUUUCGAGAGUUGUGGUUCGUUACAUGGUUGACGUUUCUAUUGCGUCUCUACUUUAAGGAUGCUACGCGAUAAACGCUUAGAAAAAUAAUAUUACACUUGUUACAUAUCCGAUUGCUCAUGUAUCGUAUUAUUGUUUACCGUUAAAAAACGGGAGCGCCGCACUUCGAGACUGACAUUGUCGCUGCGCCGAUAUCAGAGCCGGAAAUUGAUAAUACUCGGAAGGUUUCGCUAAGAAUAUGAUGGAGCAAUAAGUCGUUAAAAACGAUUACGCCAUACGCAAUAACUUUGAAACAAUAAACUUGAAAAACAUUGAUAUCUAUUUAACGAAAAACCGGAAACUUGAGUUUUGUCAAUACAGACCGGCACCAAACGUUUUUUUUUUUUAUUUCGAAAACAUUAAGCGCACUUCCGAGGACUUUGUUCUCGAGUCUCAAAGUGUGGCGCCGCGUAACGAUGAUGAGACGAGAGAUACUCUUAUAGAUAAUUUCAUAGAUUAUAAAAUAUUUUUCUACUUAGUUCUUAAUCACCUGAUGAAUUGUGAUAAGCGUCUGACCUUGUAAUUUUACGCUCUCUAAUUUUCGUCGCGCGGGACAAACAACAUUAUUGAAAUCAUCGUUUGUUUCGCUGCGUGUUUGCGAGCGUCCGCACAAUCAAUCAUUUUAUUCUAGCAAAAUAUGAUUUUUAUCAUUUCGGAGAAAAAAAGCCCGCCACAGAAGGAGGGCUUCGCACGAGAAAUGUCAAGUUGAGACGUCCUCCCCGAACGUUUACUUCCCUCCGAAAAAAACUUUUCUCUCUCUCUUUCUCUCUCUCUCUCUCUCUCGCCAAUUGUUUCGAUGAAAUCGAAAUAUCCUCGACUGAGCGAGAAUUCCGAUGAACACGUGUAAACUGCUGCGUUAAACCGAGUUGCCACUUCAGGUGAAAUUACGAGUGCUCGUUCAUGAGUAAAGAAGUAAGGCGAAAAUACGGCACAGGAACAAGGAAGUGAGAUUCGCUAGAACGAGCGUGGCAUCUUCUACGUAUUUCCCGUGUCUGUCCGUCAGUCAUUGAGCGACGAACUUUCACUCAUGAUAUUAGAAACGAUGAUCGAGACGCUCGCGGACAAGCGUGCGCUAAAAUAUUUAUUAUAUUUAUCUUAUUAUAUCGCACACACUAGAAAUACAAAAGUGCCACAAAGUUAUUUUUCUACACUACGCGGCAUCCCUUCCAUCGUUUAUAUGGACUUUUAGUUGUCGUCUCGACUAAUUUCAAGCACAGGCUUGUAUAUCGCAAGCAUUUACUUUUGAUUUUCGUGACCAACUCCUCUUUAAAUGAACGGUAGCAAUAUGUACGAUACGAGUGCAUUGUCGAUACACGGUGAAUGCGACGAAAGAGCGCCUUCCCCCUCCCCCACAUACAUCUGUUAACCGCGAAUUUGGGGAUUUUAUUCGACUUUGAAUUUUUACAUUCUCUUGACUUUUUCUAUUUGUUUCCGUUCUUUACUUUUCGGCAAUUAUACUCAUUGAACAAGAUAACCUGUGCAUGAUUUAUCUUUUCUUUUUAAUCAUCAUUGUGACGCACGCGGUUCAAUUUGCUUUUCCCGAUUUUAAUAACUGAGCUUCGAAAUGAGAUUAAUCGGACGUUCGAUAGUUCCCAUUGUUUGUUUUAUACGAAUUUGGAGAAUGAAGGAGGAGGAGCCGCAAGUUGGAGCGGAAGAAACAUGUAAACGUUAUAGCUUAUGAGAGUAAGCUCUCAUAAGACGGCCACAUAUCAUCUACAUAUCAAUCGAUCAACGUACGUUGUAAUCGCAACGAGAAACCUAUACAUAUCAUAAAGUGUGCUCUAUUGUAUACUAGGUAAUUAGUUUAAGAUGUAUGGAGGAGGAAAUGCGUAAUAAAAUAAGACUAUGAAAUAUGUAUAUAUAGUACCCAUUUUUCUAGGGGUCAAAGUGUUCGUUGAUCUCUUUUAAAUGAGGCGAAAGUUGCGCUGCUUUUUUUCCUCCUCUUCUUUUCGAUGCGCGAGUGUUUCGAUCGUUUAGCUAAAAUCAUUUGUUGUUUGCUGCCGGUUAACGUUUUCGGGACAUUUCUUUCAAAAUUUACGCACAAUUGUGAUGACAAAAUCGACACGUUCAGUGAAUCUCCAAUUUCGGCCAAUUAACAACGGAAAAUCGUUUUUUUUUAUACAAGAAAAAACAAUCUAAUCUGAAAGAAGAGAGCACUCACGCGAUUAUUUUCUUGCCCGCGAAAAAAAAAAGAAAGAAAAGAAGAAGCGGAAAGGAAGAGGAACGAAAGUGUGGAUCGAUGCAGCGAGCGAUAAGACUUAGCGAGAACGAUUUCCAACUGUACGAAAUGGUCGAUUACUUUCCCACUUGGAGACCAACACGAGGGGCGUACUUGAUGUUACGCGUCCCAAUCGCUACCUAACGUAGAGUAUUAUUAAUAAUGUAUAAAACGAGCUCCCCACGCGCGGAGGAUCAAUACCUCCUCCUUAUCCCGCCCGGAAGAGUAUAUCCAUAUAUAUGUAUCGCAGAAAUGUUAUUGUAUUAUAUGACAUUAUACGUGUAUAAUUGACAAACGAAAGAGAUGUUGAUUGUAAAUGUUACAAAUAAACGGUGUACAAAAAUA
Messenger RNA from Dinoponera quadriceps, 7627 nucleotides. RefSeq names its product high-affinity choline transporter 1 (gene ChT). The transcript has 7 exons. Bases 665 to 2467 code for a protein of 600 amino acids. Gene Ontology annotation, cellular component: plasma membrane. The record is from RefSeq and is a predicted model, not a curated record. Lineage: Eukaryota; Metazoa; Arthropoda; Insecta; Hymenoptera; Formicidae. Gene Ontology annotation, biological process: choline transport; acetylcholine biosynthetic process; transmembrane transport. Gene Ontology annotation, molecular function: choline:sodium symporter activity.